Trichobilharzia szidati is the source of this 1473-nucleotide messenger RNA. The record is from the annotation of a GenBank genome assembly. NCBI's taxonomy places the organism in Eukaryota, Metazoa, Platyhelminthes, Trematoda, Strigeidida, Schistosomatidae.
AUGUCGUCCAUUCUUGGCGUCCCAGCAGUUGUAAAUCGUGAUCCGAAUCCUUACUUUUCUGGUCAGUUAAGACAUCACAAUUCAGACUGUGCUACUGAAAGCGUUGGUUAUCGAGGAACUCCCUACAAUUCAGUGAAUGUUUCAUCUACCCGUGAUGUAACACACAGUCCAUUAACCUCACAUCUGACGUCCAAAGAUUCACUUCCUAUAUGCACUGGAUGCAGACGUAGCAUUUCAGACCAAUAUCUUUACCGUAUUCAUGGCUUGGCUUGGCAUGAAUCAUGUGCGGUUUGCUCAGUAUGUUCAUCAGAACUUGUGGAGGUAUGCUUUAUUGUCAAUAAAAAUGAGUUAUUGUGCCGCAGAGACUAUGAUCGCCUUUAUGCAACUAAAUGUGUGAACUGUCGGCAGCCAAUGCGAAGCCAUGAAUUAUUUAUGCGUGCAAAACACUCAAUAUCACUAACAAGAAACUCAUCUAAUCAAAUUGCUUUGAACUCUUCAAGUCAAGAACUAAUUUUCCAUGUCUCCUGUUUUACAUGUUGUAUAUGUCAACAACCUAUAGCAGCUGGUGAGGCAUAUAUUAUUGAUCCAGUCACGUGUCGACCGAUAUGUCGUUCAGAUUUUCUCACAAAACAACAACACUUCCAACAACAACAACAACAAGAACUGAAUUCAUCUACUCUCAUUAAUAAUAAUAAUACACAUGUCGAAAUAAACGAUAACCAGAUGUUAUCAUCUACAGAGUCAUCGUCAUCAUCAUCGUCUCGGAAUUGGCAAGGAUAUAAUAAUGGACGAGAUUGUGAACAAAUGCAUCAGCCUUUAUCGAAUAUUUGCUUAUCUAGUCAACAAAAUGAAUGUGACAAUGAUAUUGAAUUGAUGAGUAAUAAAACUGAUUGGCCGCCUAAUCAAAACCAUCUUGAUCAUAGUUAUAAUUCAUUGAAUAGUAGUGGAGGAUUCGGUUCAAUGAAUCGACGUAUACGAACUUCACUCACUGAUGAACAGCGUUAUCGACUGCAAGAAGCUUAUGAAUUAAAUGUUCGUCCAUCGAAAAGUAUGCGUGAAGCAUUGGCUUCAGAGCUAGGUGUACCUAUGCGGGUUGUGCAGGUAUGGUUUCAAAACCAGCGUGCACGUGAUAAACGAGCCUCUACUUUUGGUCGUGAUAAAUCAUCAUCUAUCCCACUUGUGAAUAAUCCUCAUCAACAUGAAAGACAACAAUUACAUUUUGAAGAACAACAAUCGCACCAUCAAAAUGAACAACAAUCCUCCGAUCUGUGUCCUUUUACACCAUCCCCACAUACUUCUGUUGAAAGUGGUCCAUUCCCAGAGUUUGGUGGAUUCUCUACUGAAAAUUUAGUGCGUUAUAUUCCAGAGGAUAUGCACAAUGAUCAUCAUUCUGAUGUUGUUCAACCUUGGCGAUCUGUAUCACACGCUGUCUGGCUUGUAGAAAAUGGCAAUGAACACUCAACUGUUAGAUGA